AUGGAACAGUAUAUGGGUGGGCUGUUGUCUGAGAAGUUCCUCGACACAAACUUAUCCAUUCCUUUUGCUGGUCCUCCAUUGAAUACUCCUUCGCUCCAGAAGUACAAAAGGAUGGUUGAUGCUUGGGGAGGAUGGAGUCUCUUCCAGGUUUUGCUUCAAACCCUGAAAAAGGUAGCUUCUAAGCAUGAGGUUUCAAUUCCAACAGUUGCUGUGAAAUACAUUCUAGAUCGGCCCUCAGUGGCGGGAUCAAUGAUAGGUGUUAGACUUGGCCUGUCAGAGCAUCUCAAAGACUCCAAUGCUGUGUUUUCACUUGUUCUUGAUGAUGAAGACACAGGCAGCAUACAAGAAGUGUCAAAGAAAGGGAAAGAUCUGCUAAGAGUAAUUGGUGAUUGUGGGGAUGAAUAUAGGCGUGCAUAA
Molecule: messenger RNA, 417 nt
Organism: Ilex paraguariensis (yerba mate)
Lineage: Eukaryota; Viridiplantae; Streptophyta; Magnoliopsida; Aquifoliales; Aquifoliaceae
Source: the annotation of a GenBank genome assembly